AUGCGUCACGCGCGUAGCACGUCCAUUCCGCGACGAAGCAUGACGUCCCUCUCCCUGACGAGCGAUGACAUGCACGCAGUCUCUUGCGAGUUCCCCGUCUUGAAGGCUUGCUGCAAUUAUCAUGUCGGUUGUCUGUUCCUAUUCUGGGAGUGGUGGCUGCAGCUUAGGAAGCAGCGCGGUGGUCGGCCGCCAACAAUUGGAGAUUUUGGCGUUGUAAAGGCGAAGUUAUGCGCAAAGAUCAAAAAAAAUGGCACCCAGUACGUCUUCGACGCUUGUGCGAGGGCCAGGGACCCCGCCGUUGUGGCGUCUCUCGCUGCUGAUACGGACCUAGACACCGAGGUGAAAUUGAAUGAGGAUGCUGUUACCAUUCGUUCAAACUAG
Trypanosoma grayi is the source of this 381-nucleotide messenger RNA. RefSeq lists its product as hypothetical. The coding region runs from base 1 to 381 and encodes 126 amino acids. The transcript has a single exon. NCBI's taxonomy places the organism in Eukaryota, Euglenozoa, Kinetoplastea, Trypanosomatida, Trypanosomatidae. The record is from RefSeq and is a predicted model, not a curated record.